CCGCGGCGGCCGUGCCCCGGCGGGAGGCGGGAGAAGGCCGGGCCCGGGAGGGCGGCGCCGGGAGCUGCUGCGGGGCGGGACGGAGCUGGGCGCUCCCUCAGGAAGUUAUUUUAGAAGGAAAGAACACAUCUAAGAAACAAGAUGUCUCAUGCUGGGGGUCGAUACCAAAAUAAGCAAUACAGGCACCAUGAGAACCACAGAUCUGAUAGAUACAAGGAAGACAGAACAAGAAGAAAUCCAUACCCGUACAAUGCAAGAUCAACAGGAGACAUCCGAGGUGGCCAGCACUCAAGGACUUCUGCUGUUUGCUCAGACCCUUACCCUAAAACCUCAGGAGAAGCACAGGAGUAUUUUGGGCCCCCUCCAGAGUUUUAUCCUYCCAAGGAAAGCUUCUCAACGAAGUGUUCAAAGGUAUGCACAACAAGAGGCAUUUUGAAGUUUGUGGAAAUCACGGUUAACCUCCUGGUGCUGAUCUGCGUGGGUGCUUCCCAAGCCUCCGUCGCAAGCUUCUCAUACCUCGGAGGCUUCGGCUCCUUCAACCUGAACUCGGUGUACAGCCCRUUCGAGGGCACGGAGCUGCGGGAGGUCAGGGAGCUGGACAUGCAGUUCAGCCAGAUGCGAGCCCCGUGCGUGUACGGCGGGGUGGCCUUCAGCCUGGCGGGGGCCACGCUCACCCUCGUCUUCCUCGUCGUGGGGGCCAAACCCAUCCGGCAGCUCCGGACAGGGCUGCUGCUGGGCGAAUGCGCCUUCAGCCUGCUGGCCGGGCUGGCGUACCUGGCGGCCGUGGGGCUGUACCUGCACUUUGUCCGGCAGGUGAACGCCACCGAGGUGUGCCGGCGGCGGGAGCGGCUCUACGCCCGCCGCGGAUACACCUCCAUGAGCUGCGACGUCCAGGGCGGCGACGCGGCCGUCGGCCUCUUCGGUGUCGUGGCUUCGUGCCUGUACUUUGCCAGCUCCGUGGUCUGCAUCCGCGCUAUCCGCACCGUCCGGGCUUUCCAGAGCCGCGGGGCCGAGGCUUCGCACAGCCCCGUGGGCAGCGUCAGAGACAGAAGCGUCGGGAGCCGCCACGCCGUUCACAGGACCUCUGAAAGCUCCCGCAGCAUCCCGGCUCUCGCCACCUUAGUGUGAAGGCAGCUCUGGGGCUGUGCUGGAGAACCAAAGGAUGGACACGGGCAAACAGGCGGCCAGCCCACGGCGUGUUUUCCUUACAGGGUGCUGGAGUGCGUGUUGAGUCACAAUUGUAACUACACUGCUGCAACCUGAUGUGAUCAAAUCGACGUUGAGCGACUGUUUUAACGAGGUUCUUUGCUCCGGUCUCUCAGGCUGGACUCCUGUAUUUGAAAUGUGUUUGAUUGUAAUGUUUUCAUCCUGCACAGAGCAAAUCCAAACAGCAGUGGGCUUUUAACAUGUUACAACUGCGUUGCUGCCAAUUCUUUCUUCUCCCGUGAUAUAAGGGAUUGAAUGCAUAGCUAGGACACAGCCUUCAACAGAUCCUGUGCCUGUUGUGCRUCCUGUUCCUUUAUCCUACAGCGCUUACAAAGCAAAGGAUACCCGAGUGCUUCUCUGAAUUGCGUCCGAAGUUACGCUUGUGACCUGCUUUGCCUUGGCUAGYGGAGCGUUUUAUCUUCUGAGUCACGGGGGUUGACACAUGCCGAUCAUGUGCUCCCUGAGGAAUUCCGCUGCCAGGAACUAGCUGCAUGCCAAAGGCAGCAUUUGGGUCCUUUUCCAGUUUCCUACUACAUUUUCACAUCUCACUGAGAGCAGAUCAGAACCUGACAGGCAUCACACUGGUCAGGUAUGAGCUUUGUAAAGAUACUCUUKGCUUCUGUAAGUACCAAAACAUUUGGCUUGCUGACUCCACAGCCGGUGGUGGGCAGAGCCCGAAUCAGGACUCUGGGAAUGCUGUAACAAUGACAGAAAGUACAUGUAUCCUUCCAAUGUCUAAACAGGCAAAGCAUGAGUGAACAGCAGUAAUUGUAUGCCCCAGUGUUGAGAAAAUAAAUUUUAAGAGAACAUCUUUCAAGAGUCAUUUGUUUGACACAGAUGAAAUAGAUCACUGGUCUUCAAAGAUGAGGGAGUGAAAAAAAGAAAAGGCUGUUCUUGAAGUGCAUGACAUCUGUCAGCUUGAGAGGGGGGAAGAUUCUGGCCAUUUUCAUUCUUUUGUCUGGCUCACAGUCAUUGCCCAGAUGAAGCUCUUUUGAACCAUAGUAGAGCUUGUUUAUUGCAUACUUCAUGAAUACACAUAUACACACACAGAGAUCUCAAAGGAUUGUGUUUGAGCCAAAGAAGAAAAUGUUAUGGUUCUGAUUAGAAGUGAUUGCAUAAGCCUUUACAAUAAGUAUAAUUUAUAUAAUUCCUUAAACAUCUCUUUAACACUUUGAACACCAACAAGCUCCAUAGCAUUAUUAUCCUUCAGGAGAGACAGGAAUAGAGUUUUUCCAAACUUGCUAUGACUCACAGCCAUGCUAGAGUCAGGAAAUUAGAACUUUGAUUUCUAGCUCUUUGCCCAGACCUUCUCUGGUGUGCUGUAAUCGGUUGGCAAGUCUUUCCAGGGAUGUCUGGCACGCAGCUAAAGCCACA
Malurus melanocephalus (red-backed fairy wren) is the source of this 2580-nucleotide messenger RNA. RefSeq names its product MARVEL domain-containing protein 3-like. The record is from RefSeq and is a predicted model, not a curated record. The transcript is spliced from 4 exons. Gene Ontology annotation, cellular component: membrane. Bases 142 to 1128 code for a protein of 328 amino acids. NCBI's taxonomy places the organism in Eukaryota, Metazoa, Chordata, Aves, Passeriformes, Maluridae.